Apis laboriosa (Himalayan honeybee) is the source of this 7589-nucleotide messenger RNA. It is a transcript of the gene gish, whose product is annotated as casein kinase I. Lineage: Eukaryota; Metazoa; Arthropoda; Insecta; Hymenoptera; Apidae. Gene Ontology annotation, cellular component: plasma membrane; nucleus; cytoplasm. The coding region runs from base 1079 to 2572 and encodes 497 amino acids. The transcript has 12 exons. Gene Ontology annotation, molecular function: ATP binding; protein serine/threonine kinase activity. The record is from RefSeq and is a predicted model, not a curated record. Gene Ontology annotation, biological process: positive regulation of canonical Wnt signaling pathway; signal transduction; peptidyl-serine phosphorylation.
UGUCCGCGAUCGUUUGUCCGCGUUCGACAAGUCUUUCAAAUAUCGUGUGUGCAAUCAUUAAACGGUAUAUCUAAAGAUAAUCAUAUUUGUAUAAUCAGUUUUCGAAAUAAAAAUUUGGGAAGACUUGGAAAGUGAAGACUGCGAAGGAACUACAGUUAAUACGGGCUUGUGUGUGGGCAUAUAAUAGCCGAUCGGGCAUACUGGUGACACGAUUGCGGAUUUUCCUUCAACAAGAAAGAACAUACGAAGCUCGCAAAGUGCAUGUGCUAGUGUGCGUGUCACUGGAAAGAGUUCAGAGCCGCUUCGGCGGCGCUCCCAAAUCUAACCGCAGAAUCGAGUCUGUGGUGGUGAGGCCGCGGCACUAUCGGGGCACGAUUGAGUACGAUCACGAUCGCACGCGGCGGGGCCGUUUGUAAUGGAGGAGGUUUCCGAGUGUAUUCCCGUGCGACAGAACAGUCACGGCGAUGCACGCCGUAUUGACUGAAACGCGAUAUCUAUCGUUGACUAUUCCUCCCGGCCGGCCGGGUGAAAGAGGCAGGUCGAAAUUGGUAUGGAAUCGUCCAGGGUCCUCGACACGACGAACACUCUCUCCCGUCUGUGAUAAUUACUAGCCCCUUAAAAAGAGAUAGAAGAAGGGAAAAAGAGAGAGAUAGAGCUGUGUGUGUUUCGCGCGUGUUCUCAUCUGCUCUCUUCAUUACAUUUUUAAGUGUAAACAUUUCCCAAAAUUCAUUUCGAGGUUAGGAUAGCAUGGGGAUUGAUCCCCUGAAGGCAUCGACCGACAAACCGUGACACCUGCGACUCGCCGUGUUACGGUGUGUGCGUGUGUGUGCGUGCAUAUGUGUAUUCUCCCAGGAAGCCGCUAGAGUAUUAUUUUUCAUCGGCGGCCAUCCAAGGGAAGACCAAAGAAGAAAAUAUGUCAAGAAUGGGGAUCGAUCCCCAAUUAAACUCCGUGCAUCGUUUACAUCAUUAAUUCGAUCCGGGACUAACAUUGGCAAUUUUUUAUCAUACAAUCGAUCCUUUCUGUCACGUUAAACAGACUGUCGCGGAUUAUUCUGCCACGACAGAGGACACUCGCACCAUGCAGAAAAGAGACGGUAGAGAUACACAGCUACAGCUCGCGCGUAGCUCUGAACGCGAACAGGAAACGACCAAGAGGAUCUCUCGUGGUAGCGGUAAUGCUACCAGAUUCAACGCGUAUUCCUCCAGGUACAGUGUCACCUCCUCCUCUAAUGUACUCAUGGUCGGUCCGAACUUCCGUGUUGGCAAGAAAAUUGGCUCUGGCAACUUUGGAGAACUUCGACUUGGAAAGAACCUCUACAAUAACGAGCAUGUAGCAAUUAAAUUGGAACCAAUGAGGUCAAAGGCGCCGCAGCUACACUUAGAAUAUAGGUUUUACAAAUUAUUAGGAGCUAAUGAGGGUGUACCAGAGGUGUAUUACUUCGGUCCUUGCGGGAAGUACAACGCUCUCGUGAUGGAACUUCUCGGACCAAGUCUGGAGGAUCUGUUCGAUCUCUGCGGUAGGAGGUUUACCCUAAAGACCGUUCUCAAAAUCGCCACACAAAUCCUCCAUAGGAUAGAAUACGUUCAUAGUCGGCAUUUGAUCUACCGCGAUAUCAAGCCUGAAAACUUCCUGAUAGGACGAUCCUCGACCAAACGGGAAAAGAUUAUCCACAUCAUAGAUUUCGGACUGGCCAAAGAGUACAUAGACCUGGAGACGAACAAACACAUACCGUAUCGGGAACACAAAAGCCUGACGGGCACAGCGCGUUACAUGAGCAUCAACACGCACCUUGGAAAAGAGCAGAGCAGAAGAGACGAUCUAGAAGCGUUAGGCAACAUGCUGAUGUACUUCCUGCGUGGUAGCCUUCCGUGGCAAGGGCUGAAAGCGGACACGUUGAAAGAACGAUAUCAGAAGAUCGGCGAUACGAAGCGGAACACACCAAUCGAGAUUCUUUGCGACGGCCAUCCCGAAGAAUUGGCUACGUAUUUGCGAUAUGUGCGUAGAUUGGAUUUCUUCGAGACGCCCGACUACGAGUACCUGAGGAAUCUCUUCAACGACUUGUACGAGAAACGGGGUUUUAUCAACGACGAAGAAUUCGACUGGACUGGCAAGACGAUGCCACACAACUUCGACGAGUUUAAAAUUCUGAGGAUGGCUCCUCCCUCUCACAUUGUGAAAACUAGAUCCGAAAAGUCUACACCUGUUGGAUCCUUGCAGACUGGACAAGAGAUUAUUGUAUCUCCAAAUCGUGAUCGGCAUCCGUACAAAGAUGUGACAGAACCAGGGGUGGGAGGCGGGGGCGGUAAAUGGGUGGGAACCUCGAGGACAGAUACUGCGAAGCAAUCAGGAGCUGGUGGUACAUUGACACCCGCUGAUAGGCACGGUUCUGUUCAGGUGGUAUCCUCGACGAAUGGAGAACUAGCCAAUGAUGAUCCUACAGCAGGACAUUCUAAUACGCCAAUUACUGCGCCUCAAGAAGUAGACAUGGUCGACGAAACGAAUGUUUGGUUUAUUUGCAGAUGCUGUUGUUUCUUCAAACGGAAGAAGAAGAAAACUGGAAGACAAAAGUGACUGUCUGUUAUCGUCAGUCUUGGGGGGGACAAUACAGUGCGCGUGUAACAGAAGUGCAGAUGAAGUUUUUUUGGAGAAUGUGUUGCGGCAGUGCGUGAAAGGACCAUGGAUAAGAAAAGCUGCAGCCGAUCCGCAAUAGGGGAGGCCGUUACCUUGCUACGUGCCGGAAGUCGAUCCGCUUCUCAAGAUUCGGUGCUGCACAUCAUCGUCACGAUGUCACGCCUCCGUCGUUAUCAAAUUAAACCACAGCCAUCAUUAUUACCGCUAUUAUUACUACUAUUAUUAUCAUUAUUAUUAUCACGAUUAACUUUGCUCUUCUUCUUUUUCUUCUUACGAUUAUUAUUACGAUCACUAUUAUAAUAUUAUAUUAUUACUAUAUUAUUUUAUUAUUAUUAUUAUCGUUUAUGAUUAUCAUCGUCAUUUCGUGUACGAUCAUCGUUCAAAUGAAAGAAGAACAUCGUUUGUCAAUGUCGAUGUUAGCGAAUAUAUUGUAAACUUGUGACUGAAGAUAGUCGAGCCGUUGGCUCCGACCGUUUAAUACCGGCAAAUUGAUCUAUCUAACCGUAACACGGAUAUGUAAGAGUAAGGAAUUGACGUACGGAUGGUGAAAGAACGUGUUUGUGCCUCUCAUCUUGUUCCGCGGUGGCGCGCUUUUCAACACGUCAUCAUUGCGAAAUGUGUUACGAUAUACGUGUAUUAAAUCGUAAAACAAUUGAAGCUGAAGAUCUCAUUUUACUCAAAGUCCCGGAUAACGAGCGUAGCGUACUCCUGCUUGUAUCGAAGUUUAUAAACAAACAUUUAUGAAGUCUGAUCGAUUGGAAAGGCAUGAAACUGAAAGGGUAAACACGUUCGCGUCUGCUUAACUCCGGUCAGUUCCAAACGCGUUUGAUACAGCGGCGUUCUUCAAAUUCGUGAUCGUGUAAGUUGCCUUUCCUUUGUUUUCCUUUCCAAUGACUACGAGAAAUAAACAAUCGAGUCGAAUCGAAAUUCAUGUAACGCGUAGAGCGUAUUCUUACAUUCUUCUUUCUUGUUUUCCAAAUUUUCGAAUAUUUUUUUUUUUUUUUUCUCGUCGUCGUUGUCAUUAAUCAUCUAAUCGAAUAUUUCCUGUUUAAUGAGAAAUUACCCUUUUACGUUUAUUUUGUACGAUACACGAAGUAUAACAGUAUUAACGCUAUCUAGUAGAUAGCAGCAGAUUCGUGCUAAAUUGCACUUAUCGCGUUUUAGUUAACAAUUUUUAACUAAUUUUAUUUUACGCCUACACUGCCUGUUGUUAUUCUAUAUAAGUACACAAUUAUAUAUGAAAUCCUUAUACCCAUUGUACAUAAAAUAUAUCAAGAAUUACAUAUUUUGCUACGAAGCUGCUCAUACUUUGUAUCGAAUAUUUCAGUUAAUCGCAUAUCAUUUAACGAGCUUCGUAAAACUUCGAAAUGGAUGUUAAUAUAUAUUCUAAAGUGGAAGGAUAAUGCGAUCGCAAUUCUAAAUUGUCCAAUUUCGGUUUCAUGCCUUCCAUGAAUUCAUUCAUGUAAAAGCUUAUACGUCGCAGGAAUCAUACAAAUUACAUUUUACAUUACAUAUCGAAACAAAUAAAAGAGAAAUUAAAAAUUUUCGUCUGUAGAUUCUGAUAUCUACCAUGAAAAUUGAAUAGAACGUAGAUCAACAUAUUAUACACAUGUAUUCGAUAUAAUUGAUCCGUGUUCUAUCAAAACACGAAGAUUCGGGAAACUUUCUUGAAUCGUAUCUUAUCACCUAUAAAAGGAUCCGUUCAUUUCGGACAAACUUUUUUAUUCUUGAAACACGUGUGUUAAAAAAAAAAAAAGAUAAUUAUUAGAAUUGUAACAAAAAAAGAGAACCAAAGUAUGCUUGUAAUUGAAUAUACAUCAAUAUAGAUUUGAUUUUAAAGCAAUAAAAAGAACUUUUACCGUCUCUGUUUAACUCUAUAAAACGGAAUUUCCUUGGAACGAAUCGUUGUUUGCUAGAUCGACGCGAACGAUAUUGAAUUUAAACUAAAAAAAAAAAAAAAAAAAAAAAAUUAAAUAAAUAAAUAAAUAAAUAAAUAAAAAAACAAUAUAAAAAUGUACGUGACAUAGAUAUAGAAUAUUGUGCACUUGGGGAGAACUUUGUUCAGGGCUUAUUUAAUAUGUUUGUUCCACGAAGUUAACAAGAAGAAGAGCGUUGCGACGUGAUAUAUUUGAAUCCUCGUGGAUGUUUCGAAAAUUCAUCCAAGCAGUGAAGAGAUACUUAAAUGAAGUGAAAAUGCGCGCGAAGACGAAGGAGAAAAGAAUCUUAUCAGCCUUGCCGAUUAAACGAGCAAGAAUAUAUUAAGAGGCAAUAUAAAUUGACAAAUUGUCACUUGUCUCCGCGUGAAGAUGGCGAAUACUAAGAUUAUCGUGUCCGAAGGUCCGAACUUCUACUAGUCUGGCCAACGAUUGCGUACCACUGCCGAGCCAUAUGAUGUACCGUGUUAGUGUACCGUGAGUGCCCGUACACGUUUCAAUAUUUAAUGGCCAAGCACAUCCGACGACGAGACGUUCGAUGUACUUAGAGCGAACGAGAGUGAAAGAGCGAGAAAGAAAAAGCAGGAUUAAAAGAGAGAGCGUAUCAUGAUUUAUGUAAAAAAAAAAAGAGAAAAUAUUAAGAAAGCAUUAUGCCGCUAGCUUCUUCACAUCUGAAUGUAUCAUGUUGUUAUUGACCGUCGGAUGUCUUGAAGUAAUACGCUUAAAUGGAGAUGAGAACUAAACCCAUUAACUUUGUAGAUUUCCUCUCUCGUUAUUAUCUGUAUCUUCCCACUAAAUAUGCAAGAGUAUUGUUCCUUUUAUAAACUUGCCAACGCAAGUAAACGUCGAACAAUCGGACGUUACAUUUGUAUACAGAGAAAGAGUGCGAAUGUAAGUGCUAUGAAGAGAGAAUGGUCGCUGAAAUGUGUGAUCGAGAAAAAAAUAAAGAAAAGAGGAAUGACAAAGCUAAGAGAUAGUAUAGAAAGAAGAGGAAGGAUCUUGUUGUCCUUCGGUGUGUAUGCUUUUACGUGGAAAGAGAACGAAUCUUCGUGUUAUCCGAAUGCUAAGGAACUAAUGUUUCUUAUGUUUCCUUACUUUUUGUCAAUAAUAUCAUUUGUAAUUAUGAUCUCUUGAUGGAACAUAUAUUUAUAUCACAAAAUACACAUACAACAUAUGCACAUAUACCAAAUUUCGCAAUUAGAAUAUACAUUAAUAAUGAAUUCCAAAAUUGAUUAACAAUAUCUUUAUGAAAGAAGACAGAGAGAGAAAGGGAGAGAAAGAAGAAGAAUGACAAUGAGAAUAUGUAUGAAAGAGAGUGAAAGCAAGAAAAAUGAGUGUAUGAACGAGAGCCUCCGUAUUUAUAUGGCUAUUCUGCCACAUAUCGUUGGCACGAUUAUGCUGCAACUAUGUUGCAAUUUAGUUUGUAGUUUUUUUUAGUCGAUUUUUCAUGCGUCACCAGUUUUAAUACAACACGACUGACUGCUGGUUAAGUAUGGUUGUGAACGAACAAGAAAAUGUUUCCCUAUGUUAUUCAGGAUAUACUAUAUGUCCCUUUUUCAUAAUGAUUUUUUUUUCUUCUUUAUUCAUUCAUGUAUAAAAAGGUUGUUAAUCUUGUUCUAAUGAAAAAUUUUAUCGUUCUUUACCGAAAGAAUGAUUGAGUUUGAAAGUGAUUAUAUUUGUAUAUUUAUAAAUUGGUGCGAAUAGUUCGGAUCAAGAUCAAUAUACGUAUAUGUCUUUCAUUUCCUCGCUUUUAAUGAAUUGCAAUAAUACGCGAUGUAUUAUUCUUUUCUCAAUUAGAAAAACAAUAUGCGUUCAUGUUCUAAUAAGAUUUGAACUGAUUGCAAAAUGAUGCAUAGAAAAUACGUGCUUUCCAUUGCGUUUUUUUUUUCAAUUGAUUAUUUUGUAGCCAUUACAAAGCGAAAUUAAGUAUUUUUAUUAUGUAUAUUUUGAAAAAUUUUACUCAAUAUCUUUUUUUGUAUUAAUUAUAAUUAUAUAUUUGUUUAUCAAUUAUUUAUUUAAUCCCCUUAUUUUCUGCAUGCAUUCUAAGAACGAAAUCUUUCUUCAUUAUUCUAUUUUCAAUUUAUUAUAAAUCAAUUCCGAUUUGUUUUUUAAAUGUUUUGCAUCGAAAUGUUUAUAACAUUUAUUAAAAACGCAUUAUAUAUUAUUAACUUUUUUUUUUAGUAAAUUAUUCAUGCGAGUUAUUUUAUUCAGCGAACAUGAUCUGAUAAUACGAUUAAUGUACAUUUUAAUUAUUAUUCGUUUUUCUAUGUAUUCAUUGCUGAAGCAUUUUAUAGCUUGUGUUCAAUGAUUAUUUGUCAUUUGUAUGGAACUGGCAGCUCAUGUGCAUAAUGAUAGUAUGCUCAUGUAAGAAGUGUGAUUGAUGAUGUUAUAAAAAUUUGAGAAGUUUAUCGAUAUAGUGAGGAGACGUUAUGCUAUGAAAAAUAAAAACAAAUCGGGCGACGAUUAAUUUUUGUAAAUAGAAAUUAUUGGAAUGGAUAUACAAGUACGCACACAGAAACAUGAAAAGUUAAAAUAUAUGAAAUGUCAGAUGUUGGGAGAUGUAUCAGCUUCAAAUUAUAUAUAUGUAUAUACACAUAUAUGCAUAAAUAAUAUCAAUAUCAAUAAUCACGAUUAAUAAGCUGUAUGUUACAGUAAAUACCACUGUCUCGCAAUGGCAGCGAUUGAUUAAUUUUAUUACCAUGUAAUCUUAAUGAUGCCAGUGAGAAGUGGAUGUGUUCUUUGUGACGAAAUUAAAUGAAGGAGUAUGAAAUCACUAAUAAUUAUUCCAUUCGCUAAUUUAUAGACAAUUUAAAAGUAUCGAAGAUGCUUCGAAAUAUUUUGUCCAUUUCAUACAUGUCUACAAACACAAAGACAAAGAUGUCGGAAGUUUUUGAGCGAGGAUAUUCUAUUAUAUUAAUGAAACAUUGUUCACUUUUAUCAUGCUUUUGUUAUUAUAUUAGUGGAUUCGUUUUCUUUCCACUUACGAAAUUAAUAAUCUAUUAAAAAAAAAAAAAAAAAAAAAA